GAGUAAUUACCAUAUUGUAAGCACAAAGUAUUCGCUUGCACUGCAACGAUAACGAUAACUCUGCAACGAUAUGUAUCGCUGCGAUAAGCUCUGAAGCUGCCAACACGAACACCAAGUGCAAAAUAAAAGAAACCCUCAAUAAUGUGUUUGGAUUUAUAAAAGCCAAAUCAAACAAGUUAAUGCGCUGCAGCAAUCGAUAAGCCAUAACUUGGACAGACACCAGCGGCAUGAGUUGGUUCGAAAAGGCCAAAACAGUACUAAUUGAGGCGCUCGAUAUACAGGAUGAUGACAACAAGGCAGAUGAAAACGUCGUCAGCGGCAGCAGCAGCAGCAGCGCUGGUACUGCCAGCAACAGCGCAGCAUCCACGCCUGGCGCCAAGGCAGCGGCCAUAGCAAACACAGCAUUGACCACAUCCAAUGUUGACGGUGCCACGUUCUAUGAUAAUCCACAUGCCAAUGAAAUGGUAACAAUACCGCCCCGUGCCAGCAGUGAUAGCUCAACGCCUGGCAGUGCACAUCUUUAUACCAAACGACAGUCGGCUACAUCGGAUUCGGUAGAUUUGCUGUCAUCACCUUCUCCCACAUCGCCACAGUCUCCAGCUGCUGCCCUUGAGUCAUCAUUGGAGCUUCUAACAGCGCCCACAACAGCCAGUGAAACGGAGCUGUCUCCCGACACGGAAGCAUCGCUGCCGGACAGCAUUGUGAUCAUUGCCAGCAACGAAACCUCAGACAAUGCCGAACCUGAUGAUGAUGACGACGACGACGACGACGAUGAUGAUGCGCCAGCAGUUAAUUUGCAUGACGAUCAGGAUCAUGCGGUGCAGCUUAAUGACUCAACCAAAACAAUGAAGGCCAUGGCAUUUAGCGACACACAAACUGCCAUUAAUGUGAGCACGGGUACGGCCACGGGCACGGGCGCUGACUCGGACUCGACGCAUAGUUUUGAGGACAUACAAAUGCAGCUGAGCAACAAAAUCAAACCAGAACCAGCUGGCAGUCCGCUUAGCACUGAGGCGCCAGGCAAAACAUUAGAUACGGUGGAUCAGAGCUAUUCGUCGACAUCGUCAGAUAUUGAAAUCAUUUCCAAUCCCAACGGGGAUUCCAGCACGAACAGCACAGCGACGCGCACGAGUCCUCAAAAAUUCAAGGAGCUAUGCGGAGCUGCGAGCAAAAGCAAUACGCAUGGUCUGCAUAUUCAAAAGAGCAAGGGACACAAUCGGGAGCUGUCUGAGAUAUCGCUGCUCUCAGAGGACUCACAAUCGGAGCUGGACAAGCUGGUGCAGCGCAUCAGUGAACUGAACCAGGUGAUUGAAGCACGUGAACAGCGACUGCUGCAGUCGGAGCGUCAAAAUGCGGAGCUGCUGGAGCGCAAUCAGCAGUUGAACGCGCAUGUGGAGGCGGCCAGGAGCAGCGCCAACAGCAAUGAGGCCAACGAAGCGGUGCAGCGUCUCUCGGCGCUGGAGAAAAAGUUUCAGACCAGCAUACGUGAACGGGAUGCAUUGCGCAUACAGAUACGCAGCCUCAAGGAUGAGUUGCUCAACAAAAUACCCAAAGACGAGCUGACCGAGAGCAAUGAGAUGAUCGCAGCGCUGCAGUCCGAGGGCGAAAAGCUGUCCAAGGAAAUACUGCAGCAGUCGAACAUUAUAAAGAAACUGCGCGCCAAAGAGAAAACUUCGGAUACGCUGCUCAAGAAGAAUGCCGAACUGUUAUCGUCGAUGUCCAGCGAAUCGGAGCGUUUGAAGAAAUCGCUGGCAGCCAAGGAGGAAAUGGAGCGCACUCAAAUCGAGGCCGUUGGCAAAAUGACCACUGAGAAGCGACGGGUGGAUGAAAUAAAUGCGGAGCAGCGCAGCCGCCUGGAGGAUCUGCAGUCGAAGCUGGCGGCACUGCAGUCGAGCUUUGAUGGCGUCAAGGUGGACUUGCAGCAGCGCCAGCGUAAUGAGCAAAAUCAAAUGCAGGCAGAAAAUCAAGAGUAUGUGCAACAGCUGACGGACAUGCGGGAAAAGCUGCGCCUAAGCGAGCAUAACAUGGCCAAGCGGGAGCAGCAGCUGCGUGAAGAGAAUCGCGAGCUAAUGCGUCGCCUUGAGGCGGCCGAAUCGCGUGCCGAGAGCAGCACACAGGAUCUAAGUCUAACAACGACGCCGCUCAUACGGCAAAUCGAAUCGCUGCAAAAGACGCUCAAUCAACGCAGCGCCAGCUGGCAAAGGGAUGAGCAGCAGCUGUUGCAGAAAGUCGAGGACGCCGAGUCACAGUUGCGUUCGCUGCAGCAGCUGGAAACGGUGCAGCAGGAGAAGCAGCAAUUGUUGCACACACGUUGCAAUCUGCUGGAGGAGAAGCUCUCCAAUGCGCUGCUGCAAGCCGAGAGCGCCAAAAUAACGUUGCAACAACAGGAGCUGGACGCCAGUCUCAAGGAGAGCGAUGCCAAAAGUCAACUGCAGGCACUGCAGCUACAGCUGGAGCAGCAGCAGGCGCAGGCAGCGGAGUCAACACUUAAGUGCCAGCAGUUGGAGCUGGAGCUGCAGCGCAGCAAGCAGCGCGCAUAUCAGCCCAGCAGUGAGUUAACCAUAGAGGCGGUCAAAGCCAGCAGUGAGCUGUUGUCCAAGCCAGCGCUGCAUGCAUCACCACCACUUAGUCUAGUGGACGACAGUGCUUCCAACGAAGAAGUGCUUGAUGGCAUAAUUGACUGGCAAGGCGAUGAUUUGGAAUGCAUCUCAAAUAGCGGACGCCAGCCGUCGUCGGGCAUUAUACAAGGCGUGCACUUGAGCUUCAUGUCGGGCAACACCAGCAUGCUGGAGCAUUUGCAGUCGCUGCUGAAGCAGCGCGAUGGUGAGCUUACGCAUUUGCAAUGGGAGCUGGCACGGCUGCAAGCCGAACGUGGCGUGCUCGAUGGCGAAAUAUCCAAUCUAACCAUGGAACUAGAAACGCUCAAGGAGAAAAUGGUAACAUAUGAGGCCAUGGAGAAAUGCUAUGCGGAGCUACAGCAUCGCUAUGAUGCACUGCUGCAGAUGUAUGGCGAGAAGGUGGAGCGCACCGAGGAGCUGGAGUUGGAUUUAGUUGAACUUAAGACGGCCUAUAAGCUGCAAAUCGAUGAGUUGCUAGCGGCGCCGCCACCAAAUUUAAAUCCAACUCCCAAGCGCACAUGAUUGUCAAGAUCGCUGAAUUGUCUGUGGCGUUGAGAAGACAUUUGGAGCCAUUCCCCCGUUGCAGCCCGUUUUUACUUUUGCUUAUUUAUACAUCAACUUAGUCCAUAAAAAAUAAUUAUCCAUUGUCGUCACAGCGUAAUUAUUAUUUGCAUGUUAAAAAAAUUUCUAGUUAUAUUAUGAAUAUUGAUCGAUUGUGAUAAUUUUAUUUAUAUACUUAUGCAUACAUAAAUUAAAUUAUAUAUACACACACACACACACAUAUAAAUAUAUGUAUAAAACAAACAGUUAACGGUACAAGGUCAAUGAAGGUAGUGAAAGCAGAUGCACGUUAUUAUUUAUAAAUAAAUCGUAUAUAGCAAUCAAUAUGUUUAUUUUCUAUGUAAAAUAGUUGCAAA
Molecule: messenger RNA, 3535 nt
Organism: Drosophila busckii
Lineage: Eukaryota; Metazoa; Arthropoda; Insecta; Diptera; Drosophilidae
Gene: Tmf
Product: TATA element modulatory factor
Exons: 5
Coding region: 228-3140 (970 amino acids)
Cellular component (GO): Golgi apparatus; endoplasmic reticulum
Source: RefSeq, a predicted model, not a curated record